Messenger RNA from Mesoplodon densirostris (Blainville's beaked whale), 1890 nucleotides. RefSeq names its product aconitate decarboxylase 1 (gene ACOD1). Gene Ontology annotation, molecular function: lyase activity. The transcript is spliced from 9 exons. The coding region runs from base 1 to 1890 and encodes 629 amino acids. Lineage: Eukaryota; Metazoa; Chordata; Mammalia; Artiodactyla; Ziphiidae. The record is from RefSeq and is a predicted model, not a curated record.
AUGGCAAAAGGGGAACUUGGCCUCAGGGUCCUUGUACACCUGAAGGCCCGCUCUAGCUCCCUUCCGGUCCUCUCCCUUCGCACUCGUAUUCGCCCUUCACAAUGCAGCACCCAGGCCUCCUCCGCCGAGAAAGCUUCCCUGACUUCUCAGAACCUAAGUUCCCUGAGGGGAAAGACCACACCUAAUCUGCUCACUGUUGCAUCUUCAGUGCCUGGCUUGGUGCCUGAGGACCGAUGGGAUGCCUGGACUUGGAAGAAAAUAAGAGAACUCCAAGGGGCGGAAAAUGAAACUGAAACUGAAAACUGCAGCAGGAAUCCAGAGAACCAAGAGUGCAGCAGUCAACAACAGGAAGAUGAUCAAUAUGGAAUUUCCAAAGAGGAACAAAGUAAAAAAGCAAACAAAGGCAAGAUCUUACAUUUGAGGAAGACCAAAGAGAAGUAUCCAUCGUGUGGAACAGGGAUGUCUACCUUUCCCAAAGUCUUGUCUGUCACAGAGAGCUUUGCCAAAGUGAUCCACGGCUUGAAAGUGGGACACCUGACAGAUCGUGUUAUCCAGAGGAGCAAGAGGAUGAUUCUGGACACCCUGGGGGUUGGGUUCCUGGGAACCGGUACAGAAGUGUUCCGCAAAGCCAGGGAAUACAGUAAAAUCUAUACUUCUAAUGUAUCCAGCACUGUUUGGGGCCAGCCAGACUUCAGGCUCCCACCAACAUAUGCUGCUUUCCUUAACGGUGUGGCUAUUCACUCAAUGGAUUUUGAUGACACGUGGUACCCUGCCACCCACCCUUCUGGAGCUGUCCUUCCUGUCCUCAUGGCUUUAUCAGAAGCCUUGCCUCCAAGUUCAAAGUGUUCUGGCCUUGACCUGCUGCUGGCUUUCAACGUUGGUAUUGAAGUGCAAGGCCGAUUAAUGCACUUCUCCAAGGAAGCCAAGGACAUACCAAAGAGGUUCCAUCCCCCCUCAGUGGUGGGAACUUUGGGUAGUGCUGCUGCAGCAUCUAAAUUUUUGGGGCUCAGCAUGACAGAGUGCCAAGAGGCCCUGGCUAUUGCUGUUUCUCAUGCUGGGGCACCCAUGGCGAAUGCCGCCACUCAGACCAAGCCUCUUCACGUCGGCAAUGCUGCCAGGCAUGGGCUAGAAGCUGCUUUUCUGGCAAGGCUGGGUCUCCAGGGAAACAAACAGGUCUUGGACAUGGAGUCAGGGUUUGGGGCCUUCUAUGCCAACUAUGCCCCCAAUAUCCUUCCAGACGUAGAUUCACACACUUGGCUGCUGGACCAGCAGGAUGUGGCCUUCAAGCUUUUCCCUGCCCAUUUGGCCACGCACUGGGUGGCAGACGCAGCUGCAUCUGUGAGAAAACAUCUUGUAAGAGACAGAGCCCUGCUUCCCACUGACCACACGGAGAGAAUUGUGCUUAGAAUUCCAGAUGUCCGGUAUGUGAACAGGCCCUUCCCGGACGCGGAGCCUGAGGCCCGCCACUCCUUCCAGUAUGUGGCCUGCGCCACGCUGCUGGAUGGUGCCGUCACUGUCUCGUCAUUCCACAAACACCAGGUCAACAGGCCACGGGUAAGAGAGUUGCUCGGUAAGGUAGAGCUGGAGCACCCUCGGGACAACCUACCAAAUUUCAACACCCUCUACUGUGAGAUAAGUGUUGCCCUCAAGGAUGGUUCCCUCUUCACAGAGCGCUCUGAUACCUUCUACGGUCACUGGAGGAAGCCUCUGAGCCAGAAAGACCUACAGGAAAAGUUCAGAGCCAAUGCCUGCAGGAUGUUGUCCUGCCACACUGCAGAAAGGCUUAUAGAGAUAGUAGAAAACCUAGAAUACCUGGAAGACUGCUCCAUGUUAACUGCACUUCUGAAAGAACCCUCUCCACCAGAGAUGAUAGUUUCAAAAUCUCUCUAG